CGGCUAUAGACAGAAACACAGCAUGCUGGAAACUCAGGGUCGGCACAGGGUGUUUUAUUUUGAAAAUUUAUUGGAUUCUCCAUGCUGUUUUGUCUCUGACUUUGUGUCCGGUUCAACCUGCUGUGUGCUGCUUCUGGUGGGCUUCGGGUAACACGCCUCCUGUUAUAUAUAAAAGGUGCAGUAUCAUCAUCACCACAGAAAACUGAUCCACAGUACUUACCUGAUCAUCAUGAUGAAGCCGAUCCUUUCUCUGACUCUCAUCUGGGCGCUCUCCAGCACAGCUGGAGCCCUUCAGUGUCAAAGCUGCCAAAAUGAUCAGUGUACAAACCCACCAUCAUUACCAUGUUCUUCACAGACCAUGUGUGUGACAGCUACCUUUCAAGUUUCUACAUCUGGAGUUACCGUCCCACAAAUCAUCAAGGCGUGUGCACCAUCCUCCGUGUGUCCAGCUACAGGCCCUCAGACAUUUUCAUUUAACGCGGGUGUUGCGCAGAUAGUUGCAUCUCUUCAGUGCUGCAACACAGAUAACUGCAACACAGAAACUCUACCUAAGCCUGUUCCUCAGCCAAACAGCUUAAAGUGUUUCACUUGUGACCCCCUCAUUUCUCACUGCAACUCAUCUCAAUUACAAUGUAAGGGAGCAGAGGACCGCUGCUUUAAAGUGAAUGUGACGACUGGAGGCAAUACUUCUCCAUUCUCUGGCUGUGCAUCUGCAAACCUGUGUGCACUUGGUGACAGCCUGAGUAGCCUACCUGUCUUGCAAGGUUUUGGUAGCUUCAGUACACCAUCCUGUUGUGGGACCAGUUUGUGUAAUGCUGUUACAAGAACUGCCAGUGACGCCGGCUGUAUGAGUCUGCUGCUCGGAGUCCUCAUCUUUACCCUCCGUUUUUUUGAAGCCUGAUUUUGGGAUAUCAGGGAUGGAGUCUGGAUGAAGUUGCGGUGGGACACAAAGGCAGCAAAGAAAUAGACACAUAUACAAACACAUACUUGUACACACAACAGAGGGGAUACUACUUUUUUCAUGGCUUUAAUUUACUGGGUACAUAAUCAAAUAAGUUAAUAGAUUUUUUUAAUCAAACCUGAUUGAAUGCAGUAACAGUAUAUUGUACAAUCAUAUUACUUAAUUUUAGAAAAAUACGAAUGUUUGAUAUUAAUGUAAGACUCAAUAUGAGAA
Messenger RNA from Micropterus dolomieu (smallmouth bass), 1174 nucleotides. RefSeq names its product phospholipase A2 inhibitor and Ly6/PLAUR domain-containing protein-like. The record is from RefSeq and is a predicted model, not a curated record. The transcript is spliced from 7 exons. Bases 230 to 901 code for a protein of 223 amino acids. NCBI's taxonomy places the organism in Eukaryota, Metazoa, Chordata, Actinopteri, Centrarchiformes, Centrarchidae.